UCAUUGAGAUUUAAGGCACAACAAACCUUGAAACCAAAUUGAAACUUCAAUUUCCUAAGAAUUAGACAACCUCCUUAUCUUUGUAUUUGCUAUCGUCUGUCAGCCUGCAAAUAAUACACAAAACCGUCAUUAUGAACUCUCAAAUUCUCAGAGCUGCGAGACGACUGCCACGAAAGCCACUUCCUCUACCACAGAUGCGACACGCUUCCAAACAGUCUCUCUACCGCCAACUGUUCCCUGCGGGUACCCCUUCUCAACCAACAGAUUGGUACCGCCUAGCCAGGCAUGCAUGGAGGACAGCGUCAUUAUAUGCCCCCAUGUCAAUGGUGUUAUUCUGGCCGUAUCCUGUAUAUAAGAUUGCUGAAGCAUUAGUUUGAUUCUUUCAGCGUGGAAGUUGGGCGUUUGUACAUAUCAUUGAAUUCUUUAUCACAUUUAAAACGACACAUAAAUAUACAAGCAAG
Molecule: messenger RNA, 461 nt
Organism: Truncatella angustata
Lineage: Eukaryota; Fungi; Ascomycota; Sordariomycetes; Amphisphaeriales; Sporocadaceae
Exons: 2
Coding region: 132-377 (81 amino acids)
Source: RefSeq, a predicted model, not a curated record